Messenger RNA from Hippocampus zosterae (dwarf seahorse), 7647 nucleotides. It is a transcript of the gene itsn2b, whose product is annotated as intersectin 2b. The coding region runs from base 666 to 6110 and encodes 1814 amino acids. The record is from RefSeq and is a predicted model, not a curated record. Gene Ontology annotation, molecular function: protein binding; guanyl-nucleotide exchange factor activity; calcium ion binding. Gene Ontology annotation, biological process: positive regulation of Rho protein signal transduction. The transcript has 40 exons. Lineage: Eukaryota; Metazoa; Chordata; Actinopteri; Syngnathiformes; Syngnathidae.
GUAAAUUGGCGCAAUUUACUUCGGCAGUUUGACACAUUCAAUAUGGCAGCGGCGUUUUUGUACAAACGCUCUAUAUACUGCAUUUUUAAAUCUAUUUCAUUUCUACUUUCCUGCAAGUUGAUCGACGAUAUCACCUUAUGAUAGUUAAAGCUAACCUUCCCGACCCAACUAAUGGCUACAUAAUUUAGUACAUUAUGCUUUUAAACGGGAAAUGACAUUCUCCACGUUUGUUCCUCCCUUGCCUUGGUUUACGUUCCACCCCGAGUUCCCGCGUCUCUCCUCCCACCCUGUUCGGACAGGCGUGAACAUCGCCGCGGAGCAGCGCAGCCACUCGGCAACAGCAGGCCAGGCAGCCAACUGCAGUGGUCGUCAGCCAUGUUGGUGGUGUGACACAUUCAACUGGCUGUCAGCAACAGGUCCUCCCGAGAAGUAGGAGCAAAGCUAAAAACUUCCAACAUCUCUGCCUUUCGCUUUUUGUCGGACAAUAAAAGACGUCGGAAAGGGGGACUUCCCCUGAAGCAGGAUAUUAACUUAGAAAAUUUGGGAAAUUCUGAAAUACUUGUUUUUACUGACCCAACGAGAGAGACAGCGAUUAAGGAUGGCUGGAAGCAGUAGCUGAAGACACCAUUGAGAGUUGAAGUGCUCAGUACCUGAUACCAGCAACUAUGAAUGGUGGUACAAAUAUGUGGGCUAUCACUCCAGAAGAGAGGGUCAAGCAUGACCAGAAGUUUGAUACACUCGCCCCUUCAAUGGGUUAUGUUUCAGGUGAGCAGGCAAGGAAGUUUUUCCUUCAAUCAGGGCUACCUGCUUCAGUGCUGGCUGAGAUAUGGGCUCUUGCUGACAUGAACAAAGAUGGGAAGAUGGAUAAAUUGGAGUUUUCCAUUGCGAUGAAGCUCGUAAAGCUCAAACUCCAGGGAACGCCGCUUCCUGCGGCACUGCCAAUCAUCAUGAAGCAGCCUCCUGUGCCUGUCCCCAAUCUCACCUAUGGGAUGAUACCUAACAUGUCCCUGAUGUCUGGCACCACCAGCCUUUCCAUGUUCACACCUGUAUCCAUGGCAACUCCAGGACCCACCUCAUUGACACCAAUGACAGGCCACAACCUAGGACUUCUCCAGCCAAUGUCUGUUGGCACCAUGGCCACCGGUCUUCCGCUAUCUGCAUCAUCCUAUGGUUCUCCACUUGCAGCCAGCGCCACUUUGCCACCGUCCUCAAUGACUGCACAAAUGGCAGCAGGCCUCGGGGAGUGGGCUGUGCCACAUGCCUCCCGACUCAAAUAUAGGCAGCAAUUCAACAUCUUGGACAAUCAGAUGACUGGAUACCUCACUGGUCAGCAGGUGAGAAGUGCCAUGGCAACCACAAUGCUCAGCCAGACUCAGCUGGCCUCUAUCUGGAAUUUGUCUGAUGUGAACAAGGACGGUAAGCUGUCAGCUGAGGAGUUCAUUCUGGCCAUGCAUUUAGUGGAUGUGGCCAAGAGUGGGCAACCACUGCCGCGCACCCUGCCAACUGAUCUGGUGCCACCCACAAAUAGGGGUGUUGCAAAUGGAUUCAGUGUUUCUAACUAUGCAGCACUUAAAGAUAAUUUUGACUUUGAACUACCACAGAAUGCCAGAAGCAACAUAUCAUUCGAGGACAAAUUCAAAGCCAACCUGGAGCGUGGUAAUGCAGAGCUUGAGAAGAGACGAUUGGCAUUGCUAGAAGCGGAGAAGAAAGAGCAGGAAAGGCAAGCUCAAAAAGCACGAGAAGAGCAAGAGCGGCGGGAGAAGGAAGCUCGCGAAGCGGAGGAGAGAAUGCGGAAAGAGGAAGAGAAGCGGCAGGAGCGCCAGAGAGAGCUGGAGAGGCAGAGAGAGGAAGAACGUCAGAGAGAAAUUGAAAGAAAAGAGGCAGCACAGCGGGAGCUUGAGCGACAAAGGAAGGAGGAGUGGGAAAGGAGGAAAAGAGGAGAGCUCCAAAUAAAGAGGCAGCAGGAACGGGACGAUAUCAUCCAGCUCAAAGCUAAGAAAAGGAGUCUGGAGAUGGAGUUGGAAGUUGUGGGUAACAAACAGCGUCAGAUUUCUGACCGUUUGCGUGACAUUCAAAACAAGAAGAAGCUUCCCAAGACAGAGCUGGACCUUAUUAAUCAGAAGAAAGAUGCGCGCCAGCUAGACAUAAAAAACAUUCAGAGCCAGAUUGAGGAGUUCCAGAGGAAAUUGUCCCAGUUGACUCCAGAACAGAAAAGGCUGACAGAGACACUCCAAAGCAUGGCAGUGAAUAACCUGUCGGUGUCCACCAUCUCCAACCUGAAACUCAAUGUUACCCAGAAGCGGGGUACAUGCACAAAACUGAAAGAUCAGUUGGAGGCCCUCGAGAGAGAAACUGCUAGCAAACUGGAAGAGCUGGACCGGUACAACAAAAGCAUGCAGGAACUAAAGGAGAGCCAGCAAAAGCAGCAAGCAGCACUUGAGAACCUGCGAAGCAUCAAAGAGGACAAAAGGCAAGAGCUGAUUCGGAGAAAACAGGAGCAUGAGGAGAGGAGGAAGCUGGAAGAAGAAAGGAGGCGCCAAGAGGAGGAAGCUCAAAGGCUUAUCAAGCUAGAAAAGGAGCGUCAGUGGAAGGAGAAGUUGAGGAGGGAUGAGGAGGAGCGCCAGAGGAGACUCCAGGAGGAGCGUGAGGCCAAGCAAAGGGAGGAGGAGGAGAAAGAAAGACAGGCUCUCAUCCAAGCAGCAAAGUUAGAGGCCGAACGAGAGCUCAGGGCAAAGCAGGAGGCGGAGCGUAAGCGCAGAGAGGAAGAGGAGAGGAAGAAAAGGGAGGAGGAGGAACGCCAGAGGCAAGCGGAGAGACACAGGCAGGAAGAAGAGAGGAGAAAACUGGAGGAGGAGAGGAGGCAGUUGGAGGCUGAGAGGAGGAAGCUGGAGGAGGAUAAAAGGAUGGAGGAAAGGAGAAGGAAAGAAGAGGAGGAGCGACAGAAGCGGGAGGAGGAGAGAAGGAGGCUCGAGGAAGAACGUCAAAGGAAGCGAGAGCAGGAGGCAGAGGAGAAGAGGCGGCUUGAAGAAGAACGAAGAAAGGAGACAGAGCGGGUGGAGGAGGAAAGGCGCAGACAGAGGGCAGCCCAGGCAGCCAUCCGAGAUUCUGAGGAGAGGAGGAGGUCGGAGGAGGAGCGAAGGAGAAAAGAGCAGCAGGAAGAGGAGUGGCGAAAGAGGGAGGAAGAGAAACGAAAGCUUCAGCAGCAACAAGAGGAGGAGUGGAGACGGCGUGAGGAGGAAAGAAAAAGAGCAGAGGAGGAUAGAAAAAGAAAGGUGCCAGAGGAGGAGAUAAAGAAAAAGGAGCAUCCAUCAAGUGGAGGAGGCAAGGUUGACAUUCAAGAGAAGUUGAACUCUCUCCUUAGAGGACUGGAGGAGAGGAAAGGCCGGCAACCAAGGGCCACGCAACGCAGGAAGUCUGUGAUUCUUACGCCCUUCAGGGCACUUUAUCCGUUUACUGCGCGAAACCACGAAGAGCUCACUUUUAACGCAGAUGAAAUCAUUGAGGUGGAUGAGACUGUUGAGCCAGAGGAGGGUUGGUUGUAUGGGAGCAGGCAGGGUCUGAUGGGUUGGUUCCCAAAGAGCUACGUGGAGAGGGUGGCCCAAUCGGACUUGACAACCCCUGCGCCACCAGUAAAAUUGCCCAUCCAGUCGCAGCUCUCGAAUGCUCUUGAAGCAGCAAAGGCAUCUGGGACGAAAUCUGCCUUUACCCCAACACAUUCGCCAAACCUCACCCACUCUGACACACAGGGACAGCAGGUGGUAGGGAACCUGCUCGCCCAGGCCCUAUGCUCUUGGACAGCAAAGACAGACAACCAUCUGAACUUUGAUAAGGACGAUGUGAUUCAGGUGCUGGAACAGCAGGACAGCUGGUGGUUGGGAAACCUGAACGGAGAACAAGGCUGGUUCCCAAAGUCCUACGUCACACUUCUGGGUGAUGAUGACAAUUCAGCCAUGAACUCCACAUCCACUGGCGCAGAGACGAGCAGUAAUCAGCAAUUUGAAGAGUAUGUGGCGUUAUACCCGUAUGAGUCAUCAGAGCCUUCAGAUCUGACAUUUAGAGAAGGGGAUGUGAUCUUGGUGACCAAGAAAGAUGCAGAGUGGUGGAACGGUGCCAUUGGCGACCGUUUGGGUGUCUUUCCUGGCUCCUACGUCAAACCUAAGGAGGCAGAUACGAGCACAACUGCGAAAAAGCCAGAGAUUGGCAAGGUGGCCAGAGCCCAUUUCACCUCUGUACCCGGGCAGCUGAACCUGGAGAAUGGCCAACUUGUUGUCGUCCUCAGCAAGGACAAGUCGGGUUGGUGGCUUGGAGAGCUGCAGGCCCGUGGUAAAAAGCGGCAGAAGGGCUGGUUUCCUUCCUCACAUAUCCAGAUAUUGGGGUCGAGUAGUGGCAAAUCCACACCAGCAGUCCAGUCAGGAGUGUGUCAGGUGAUCGCCAUAUACGACUACACAGCGGCCAACAAGGACGAGCUGAGCUUCUCAGCGAAUCAGCUGAUCACUGUCCUUGACAAGAGCGACCCUGACUGGUGGAAGGGCGAAGUCAAUGGGGCUACUGGCUUGUUCCCCACCAAUUACAUUAAGAUGACCACGGGAGACGGUGACCAAAGUCGCCAGUGGUGUGCAGACCUGACCAGCUUUGACUCUCUGAGCCCGCUCGAGAAGAAGAGGCAAGGCUACAUUCAUGAGCUGCUACAGACUGAGGAGAGAUAUGUUGAGGACUUGCAGACAGUGGUUGAGGUUUUCUAUAAGCCCAUGUUGGAAUCUGGACGACUGAAUAAAUCAGAGAUGAACAUGAUCUUUGCCAACUGGAAAGAACUGAUUGCCUGCAACACUAAGCUUCUCAAGGCGUUGUCUGUUCGAAAGAAGAGCGGCGGUGAGAACAUGCCAGUGCAGAAAGUGGGAGAUAUCCUGGUUGCCGAGCUGUCCCACAUGCAGCCGUACAUCCACUUCUGCUCGUGUCAAAUUAAAGGAGCCGCGCUGCUGCAGACUCGCACCGACAACGAGCCCGACUUCAAGACAUUCCUCAAGAAAAUUGGUACAGACCACAGAUGUAAAGGGAUGCCACUGUCCAGCUUCCUGCUCAAGCCCAUGCAGAGGAUCACACGCUACCCACUGCACAUCAAAAGUAUUCUGGAGUGCACUGUGGAGGGUCAUGCCGACAGAGGUCCUCUGAAAGAAGCUUUGGAGCGGGCAGAGGAACUCUGUCAACAGGUCAAUGAAGGCGUGAGAGAUAAGGAGAACUCGGAUCGGCUGGAGUGGAUUCAGAAUCAUGUCAUAUGUGAUGGCGCAGCCGAGAAUAUUGUUUUUAACUCUAUCACCAACUGUUUGGGCCCAAGAAAAUUACUCCACAGUGGCAAGAUGUACAAAGCAAAGAGCAACAAGGAACUUUGGGCCUUCCUCUUCAAUGACUUCCUACUCUUGACUAACUCGGGGAAGCAAUUCACCUCAGCUGGCGUUGAUAAACUGUUCAGCACCAAGAACAGCGCACAGCUCAAAAUGUACAAGCCGCCUCUUCUUCUCAAUGAAGUUCUGGUCAAACUGGAUACUUCAAGUGACGAAGCCAUCUUCCACAUCUCGCACAUCGACACAGUUUACAUACUAAAGACGGACAACGUCAAUGAACGGACAGCCUGGGUUCAGAAGAUUAAGGCAGCGUCUGAAGAAUAUAUCGAGAAGGAAAAGAAAAAACGGGACAAGGCCUACAACUCUCGAUCCAUGAAGGGAACUGGAAUCGGCCGUCUCCAAGUCACAGUCUUGGAAGCGACAGAGCUGAAGGCGCUCAGGUCCAAUGGUAAAAUUAAUCCCUACUGCGAAGUGACCAUGGGAGCUCAGGUCUUCACGUCCCGAACGCUCACUGACACCGUGUCCCCCAAGUGGAACUUCAACUGUCAUUUCCAAAUCAAGGACAUCUACCAAGACGUCCUCAGCAUCACCAUAUAUGAGAGGGACCUGUUUGCUCCUGAUGAUUUCCUAGGACGGACGGAGGUUCCUGUGGCAACCAUAAAGAAAGAGCUGGAGACCAAGGGCGCCAUAACAAGACGUCUUCUGCUGCAUGAGGUAUCCACUGGUGAAGUGUGGGUCCGCCUCGACCUGCAGCUCUUUAACAACAAAUAGUUCAACCACAGGAUGGCUGUCGCUCGCUUAGCAUGCCUUAAUAUUAUGAUCGAGGAAGACAGAGAAUCUGACUGACAUUAUACCAAUCCUCCAGAAGGGCUAUAUUCUUUUGCUUGGACAAAAAAGGGAAUUUUGAUAAAUCCUCAGUGAAGCAACUGUUAUCAUGUGAUGAAUCGGGGCAAAAUUCACUGAACAAGUUGUCAUAGACUAGAGGUCUUUUGCUCCAGUCUGAAGCAAGCAUGAUUGAUGACUUUGUUGACACUCCCGUUGCUCCACCGUUCUGAAAUGAAAAUAAUGUCACGCUCGCACUGGCCUGAACAUAGUCUUCUGCUGGAGCUAGAGGAUCUCAGGAUAUGUCAUUCUCGGUCAAGUCACUGGAAUGACACAAGGUGCCAUCUCCUCUGAGUGUCUGCUCUUGUUUUUGUGUUUGGCAAAAUCUUUGAUCUUUUUAUUGUGUGGACACAAAAAUGCUAAGAUUCUUUCAAACUGUUAAACUGUGUGUAUAAGUGCAACAUAAUCUCACAAUUUGUAACUAAAUGUAUAUUUUGUUGAUAACACAGCAUGGAGGACACGCUGCCUUUCUCCUUAUAUGCCGACCGACUGUGGUUAUCUUAGGCCAAAUUGUUCAAAUGCGCUUUAUUUUUACGGUUUUUCUCCUAAUUAACUAAUUGAGCAAUUUGUUCAAAGCCUUGUGUGACCAUUGGAAGGGCUUGUCUUUCAUUUCUUUAGGAAAUUUGGGAAAGAGGUAUGUUUGUUUAAUGGUGAUUUGUAUUUUAAAUUUUUACAUUGUGACUGGUAGUACGAUCAAUAUCUAUUUUUCCCCUCUCAUAAGGUCCUGUGGAAACAUCUUUCAAGCUAAAAUAAAUUCAGCCACUCUGCAAUAUCGUUAAUCAUUCUCUUUCAUGUGCUGUUCUAAAUUAAUCCUGCAAAUGUUUAUUUAUAGAUGGUGUCAAUUUUAUCAAGACUAAUUUACAGUGUGACAUCUAUUCUUCCAUCCAUCCCACCACAGAUUUGAAUGUCACCCCACCCUCAGCGAUGUUUAAUGAUCUAACAGUCGAUGCCAGCUGGGGUUCCGGAUAGUAAUUACAAUGUGUAUUUAUUUCUUAAAUUGUGUGUGGCACCAUCCAAAGAUAUCAUGCAGCCCUUUUUCAGCGUAAUCAUGUUUUUAUUCACUGGGAUUGUUUUUAGGGUGGGCAAAGCAUGUUAGUGUAUUUUCUGUGAUUGUUAAGUAUUUCUUUAAACCACCUCACUUGCUUCACCUCUACUCUCUUGUUAACUAGGUUGUUGUUUUUUUCCUCUUAACUUAAAAUGUGAUUUAUUGAUUUUUAUUUUAUUUCUCCACAGAAACUGAGCUGCUUAUGUGCUCCGAACACUUGGAAAAAUGUAUGGUUGGUUGUACUGUUUUUACAUUUUGCAACCAACUUCGGUGCCCGCUGCGUCUGUCUGUUUACCUGCUGUUUGCACUCACCUGUGCCAGAAUGAGGCACUCAAUUGGGGGUUCUUGAGUAAAAGUAAAGAUAUUAAAACUUCCACAUUA